UGCUGAAGUACGCUUAUAAUUACUGCGAUGUACCGAUGUUACUGGUUGUGAAUUGUAUUUAUAGAGGGACUACAACUACUUGUAGUUCAUAGCUUUCCAAGAUGUCGUACGAAUUGCAGGAUAAAGUUGUUCUUAUCACUGGCGGAUCUCAUGGGAUAGGUGCUAAGGUGAUAGAAUUUUUACUGGAGGAAAAUGUUAAAUAUAUCGCCAACUUGGACAUCGCAAAAGAUGUUGGAAUUUCUCAAGAGGCUAAAUACAGUCAAAAAUAUGGGAACAAACUUAAAUUCUACCAAUGUGAUGUAACAAAUGAAGAGCAAUUACUUGGUGCAUAUGAUUCAGUUCUAAAGGAACAGGGAUAUAUUGAUGUGGUCAUUAACAGCGCUGGUAUUAUGAACGACAGCAAAGAAAAGUAUAGGAAAGAGAUUGAAAUAAAUUUCACUGCUUUAACGACCAGUACUUUGAAGGCUUUAGAAAUAAUGCGUAAGGAUGAGGGCGGUAGAGGGGGUGUUGUUCUUAACAUUUCAUCUAUAGCCGCCUUAAUUCAAGAUGAAUUGUUGCCAGUUUAUUAUGGGACGAAGAGCGCUGUUCUGCAAUUCAGCAAUUGUAUUGGGAUGCCGCGUUACUAUGCAAGAACUGGUGUCAGAAUUGUAACAAUGUGUUUUGGGGCAACUGACACAGCUCUUUUACAUAAAGAUAUGUUAGGAAACUUUGAUAAAGAAAUUCACGAUAAUAUGAUGGAAGCUGUAAAACAACAUCCCCUUCAAACAGUGGAAUCCGCUGCCUCCAGUUUAGUAGAGGUUCUCAAACGGGGUGAAAGUGGAAGCACAUGGCUAUCAAUUGCUAAUAAACCUGUCAAGGACAUCACCCCUGAUGUAAAGAAAGCCUAUGGAAUUCUUUCUGAGCUAGUAUUUGAAACAAUAUCAUAUAUAAUACGCCCGCCCGUCUCAUCUACAUCUUUGCGAUGCUGUGAUGCUCGCAAAGGAGGUGGCGGAAAGAGAGAGAGAGGCUGCUUUCUAUCUCCCCUCCCGCAGAAGACGCAUUGGGCGCCGAAGGGUAGCCGAAUUCCGGCCACCGUAGAGCGCGGCCUGUGGACGCAUAUUGCUAAUUUAGAUGUAGCAGAGAAAGCUGGUGUUGCUCAGCAAGAUGAGUUGAAUAAAAAGUACGGUACAAAUAUACUUAAAUUUUAUAAAUGCGAUGUUUCAAAUGAGGAACAGUUGAUGGGUGCUUAUCAAACGAUUUUGGACGAGCAAGGAUCCAUCGAUAUUGUAAUCAAUAAUGCGGGAAUCGCAAACGACAGUAAAGAAAAAUAUAAGAAAGAAAUUGAUAUUAAUUUUUUAGCUGCAACGACUAGCACGCUAAAAGCAAUUGAGAUAAUGCGUAAAGAUGAAGGAGGCAAUGGUGGUGUAGUCUUAAAUAUCUCUUCUGCUGCGGCGUUGUGUCAAGACGAACUAUUACCCAUCUAUGCCGCAACUAAAAGCGCGAUUUUGCAAUUUAGCAAUUGUAUCGGGAUGCCAAAAUAUUAUUCAAGAACUGGAGUACGUGUGGUAACAUUAUGUUAUGGAGGGACUGAAUCUCAUAUUUUCCGUGACUUUGACACUAUAGACAAAACAUUUGUAAACCACUUCAACGAAGUUAUUGUGAAAGUGUUCCCCCCACAGAAGGUGGAAUCUGCAGCUUCCGCUCUGGUCGAGGUCCUAAAGAAUGGAGAAAGUGGAAGUACUUGGAUGUCAGCUAACAAUAAACCGGUUCAAGAUAUAACACCUACUAUAAAGAAAGCAUAUGGAAUCAUGUCAGAAGCCUAUACCAAUUUUUAUGCUGACUCUUUUGAAAAGGUUUCAUAAUCAUUUUAUUUAAAAUGAAAUGAAAAAAAAGAUUAAUGUUUUGGCCUGUGAAAUGUUGUGUAUAAUAUAAAAAUCUACUUUUUCUCAAAAUAAAGGAUAAUAAA
Danaus plexippus (monarch butterfly) is the source of this 1945-nucleotide messenger RNA. RefSeq lists its product as uncharacterized. NCBI's taxonomy places the organism in Eukaryota, Metazoa, Arthropoda, Insecta, Lepidoptera, Nymphalidae. The coding region runs from base 102 to 1841 and encodes 579 amino acids. Gene Ontology annotation, cellular component: cytoplasm. The record is from RefSeq and is a predicted model, not a curated record. Gene Ontology annotation, molecular function: oxidoreductase activity, acting on the CH-OH group of donors, NAD or NADP as acceptor. The transcript has 10 exons.